CACAAAUUAAACCCACCCAUAAACAGAAAGACACAUGCAGACCGUUGCGUGUUGAUGAAAAUGUAUCUUUGAAUUACACUUAAUCUGAGUACCCUAUUGAAAUGGAACAUGAUCAACUCCGUUCUCUGGAUAUUACUCUUGCUCGAAAGUGAUCUGAUUGAUGCUGUAAAUGUGACGGGAAGAGAGGGAAUGAAAGUAACUUUACCGACUGGACUUACUGAACUACGUAGCGGCACUGUUAUAGCAUGGUCUUUCCCAUUGAGUCGUUCAGAUUCAUUUGAUAACAUAGCUCUGCUGAAUGCUGGUGUGAUUACAACGGACUACAGUAGGAAGUUCAAAGACAGACUGAAGCUGGAUACUCAGACUGGAUCUCUCACCAUCAGAAACCUCACCAUCAACGACUCUGGACUUUAUAAAAUAGUUAUCAUCGAUACACAGAGUUCAUCUAAGAUUGCAAAUCUAACUGUCUAUGCCUCAGUGUCUGCUCCUCACAUCAGUCGCUCAGUGGACAGUCCAUUUGAAAAAGUGAGCUGUUCCUUGGUGUGCACUAUGAAGAACGGGAGAGAGGUGAUCUUGUCCUGGUACAGAGGAGAGGAGAUAUUCAACCAGACCAGCAGCCCUGAUCUUCUCGCCAAUCUCUCUCUCCCUCUGGAGUUAAACAAAAUAAAUGUUGACACCUACAGCUGUGAGGCUUCCAACCCUGCUGACUCAAAACCAACUCCACUCAACAUUGAAACGCUCUGCCCUCAAUUGUCCUCACGCUCUGCCAUCAAAGAGUCUGGUCCCAAUCCUGUCGCAAUCACACUGGUCACAUUGUUAGCAGUUGGGAUAAUAAGUGGUGGUAUAUACUGGGCAGUUAAAAUAAGAACAUGUGGCGCCUGCAAGCAAAGAGAAGAAGAAUGAUGCUGAUGUGAACUGUCAGAGAUCGUGCUGACUUUACAAGUUGGGGAUAUACUGGUAUCUGGCACCAGAGGAGUCUGUUUACCAGAGGAGUCUGUUUACCAGAGGAGUCUGUUUUGUACGCAGAUGUCAGAAUCUCACCUUCUGUUCAGACAGGACUGGAUUCAAUCACUCCUCUCUCAAAGCUGUGACCUUGGCGUGGUUUAGAGGCUUGUGUGUCUCAAUGACCCUGAGAGCUACGCCGGAGGGGGCUUUGGCCCCUGGUAGGUUUAGCCAUUCCGGAUUGGUCUCCGGUGAGGGGCCAGACCAACGACAGCAUUGGUCCUACAUGUUUCACAUUGGCAUGGUGCUAUAGGUAUGCAACUAUACCACUCUGACAAUGUUACAUGCUGUGUGUGUCUUUACUGUAAUUUUAAAUGUGUAUUUUUCAUGGUGUUGUGCAUUACUUUGCAAGAAAUGUGUUUGAUAAAAAUGCAAUUGAAUUGCUGUUGUUUAAGUCUUAACAUUUGUCAACCACAAGGUUGACCUGGUCCUUGUGCUCCAGCUCAGCAAAUUACAUUUCCCCCCAAAAAACACCCCAAAAAACAUAAAGAUUUUAUACCGAUCUCACAUUUAUACCUUUCAUUGCCACUAUUGUAUUAUUGAGUAUGACGUUUCACAUACAAAUAGCACCGCUAUUUAUUUGUCUGCUGCAUGCUGUGUGUGUCUGUACUGUAAUUUUAGAUGUUUACUUUUUCAUUGUGUUGUACGUUACUUUGCUAGAAAUGUGCUUGAUAAAAAUACAAUAUUGUUAUUUAGGUCAUAACAUUUGUCUGAAAACCAGGAUUAGUAGCAUUUAAACAAGCAAAUUAGUUCAAUCAUGGCACCACAUCCACUCCCUGAAACACUUUUACCAUUUAUUUUCAAAAUGCUUGUAACCGACUGCCCAAACCUGCUGAUCUCAUGGGCAUGUUUAAACUUGUGGAGGAAUGUUUUCAUGUAGGUUUGUCCUGCCUUUAUCUCCACUCUAGAGAGUCUCUGUUAUGUUCUCCACUAUUUACCAAACUACAUUAAAGCCUGAUAGGAAGGUUUCUGUAGUGUUCUUAACCACAUUGGACAUAAGUGUCAUAGUCAUUAACUUAAUAAAAAGUGAAUAAGUUA
This is a messenger RNA of Salvelinus sp. IW2-2015, 2040 nucleotides long. Its product is annotated as SLAM family member 9. NCBI's taxonomy places the organism in Eukaryota, Metazoa, Chordata, Actinopteri, Salmoniformes, Salmonidae. The record is from RefSeq and is a predicted model, not a curated record.